CAGCCCGCGGCGGCCUCGGAGCGCGGCGCGGCCAGACACUGACCGCUCCAGCGUCCAGGCUCGCUCCUCCGGGCGGUCUCCUCCGCGGCCUCGGCCUCCGGUCCCCCACUUCCCAGAGCCAUGCGCCCCCCGGGCCGCGCCGCCUCCCCACGGCGGCUGCUGCUCGGCCCUCUCCUCUUGCUACUGGUGCUGCAGCUGCCCGCGCCGUCGAGCGCCUCCGAGACGCCCAAAGCGAAGCAGAAGGCGCCGAUCCGGCAGAGGGAGGUGGUGGACCUGUAUAAUGGCAUGUGUUUACAAGGGCCAGCCGGGGUACCAGGUCGUGAUGGGAGCCCUGGGGCCAAUGGCAUUCCUGGAACCCCUGGGAUCCCAGGUCGGGAUGGAUUCAAAGGAGAAAAGGGAGAAUGCCUAAGGGAAACCUUUGAGGAAUCCUGGACCCCAAACUACAAGCAAUGUUCAUGGAGUUCUCUGAAUUAUGGCAUAGAUCUUGGAAAAAUUGCAGAGUGCACCUUCACAAAGAUGCGUUCCAACAGUGCUCUCCGAGUUUUGUUCAGUGGCUCACUUCGGCUAAAGUGCAGAAAUGCAUGCUGUCAGCGUUGGUAUUUCACAUUCAAUGGAGCGGAAUGCUCAGGGCCUCUUCCCAUUGAAGCCAUAAUUUAUUUAGACCAAGGGAGCCCUGAACUGAAUUCAACAAUUAAUAUUCAUCGUACUUCUUCUGUGGAAGGACUCUGUGAAGGGAUUGGUGCUGGAUUGGUGGAUGUUGCUAUCUGGGUUGGCACUUGUUCAGAUUAUCCAAAAGGAGAUGCUUCUACUGGGUGGAAUUCAGUGUCUCGCAUCAUUAUUGAAGAACUACCAAAAUGAAUCCUUUCUCAUUCCCUACCUCUUUUUUAAUUUUACAUUGUCAAAUGGUUCAUUUAAAUGACAUUUAAAAAUCACUUUAUGUAUACAUCUGAAUGAAAAGCCGUACAUGUUUACAGACCAAAGUGUGCUUUUACACCGUUGUAACAUUAGUAUUUUUUUUUUUCUGGUCCUGGGGAUUGAACUCUGGGCUUGGGCAGUGUUCCUGAGCUCCUUUUUGCUCAAGGCUAGUGCCACAGUGCCACUUUCAGCUCUGUGAUUCACUGGAGACAGUAUCACAGAUUUUCCUGCCUGUGUUGGCUUUGAACCAUGGUCUUCAGAGCUCAGCCUCCUGAGUAGAUAGAAUUACAGCUAUGAGCCACCAGCACCUGGCAUAGUAUUAUGUAUUUUUACUUCAAGUAAAAAUACUAUGCAUACUUUUUUUUUCAUAUUCUCAAUGUGGUCUUUAGAUUUUCUUAGUAUAGCAUUUGAAAAAACAUAAGUUACUAGUCUUUGUAUAAGUCUUCAUGUAAAUGUUUAGAAUUGUUUUAUAUCCUGUCAAAUAAAGUUAUUUCAAACAACUUUACCAUCUUGAAACUAGCUGCCACAAAGACUGGAGUUUCUAGUACUUUUUACCUAAAAGGUUAACCAUAAAUGUAAUUUGUAUUUAACAAUUUGUAUGGGGU
Dipodomys spectabilis (banner-tailed kangaroo rat) is the source of this 1520-nucleotide messenger RNA. It is a transcript of the gene Cthrc1, whose product is annotated as collagen triple helix repeat containing 1. The coding region runs from base 121 to 858 and encodes 245 amino acids. The record is from RefSeq and is a predicted model, not a curated record. Lineage: Eukaryota; Metazoa; Chordata; Mammalia; Rodentia; Heteromyidae. The transcript has 4 exons.